Molecule: messenger RNA, 5297 nt
Organism: Pectinophora gossypiella (pink bollworm)
Lineage: Eukaryota; Metazoa; Arthropoda; Insecta; Lepidoptera; Gelechiidae
Product: rab-like protein 6
Exons: 11
Coding region: 134-1915 (593 amino acids)
Cellular component (GO): nucleus; cytosol
Molecular function (GO): GTP binding; GTPase activity
Source: RefSeq, a predicted model, not a curated record
CUGUCGUAACGAACUGUCAAUGUCAUAAUAAUAAACAACAAAACGUCAUCGUAAUAAAAAGUAACACACUUUACUGACUUCGAUUAAGUUUAUUAAUUUUAACUAUUAUCUCCGCUGUUCUAUAGUUAGAAAUAUGCUUUCUGCUUUGAAGAAGUUAACAAAAAGUAAUGAUGACCGUUGCCCAGCUCCAAUGCCAAUGUCUUCCUCGCUUCAGAAGAAAUUUUCAAAAGGAGUCCACUUUAACAUGAAAAUAUUGAUCAAAGGAGAUAGGAAUGUUGGAAAGUCAUGUCUUCUUCAGAGGUUACAAGGAGGACCUUUCAUUGAAGAAUACGUUCCUACGGAUCAAAUACAAGUUGCUCCCAUACACUGGACUUACAAAAAUACUGAUUACAUUGUCAAAGUAGAGGUAUGGGAGGUUGUAGAUAAAGGGCGGACAAAGAAGAAGCCACCUCUGGGCUUGAAAUUGGAGAAUCAGUCGGUCUCCACACCUUCAGACGAUGGGUAUGAAACCCCAGUGUUAGAUGCCACAUUCUUGGAUGUUUACAAGAAUGCCAGUGGAGUAAUACUAAUGCUUGAUAUUACAAAACCUUGGACAUUUGAAUAUGUAGUGAAGGAGCUCUCUCGGGUGCCAGCAGACCUGCCCGUCGUGGUGCUGGGCAACCACUGCGACAUGCAGCAUCACAGACAAGUGCACCCACACCACAUAGAACAGGCACUCAGCCAUGCUAAGAUGACCAGAACUGCUCCAAUACGCUACGCGGAAUCUUCGAUGAGAAAUGGAUUUGGACUGCGACUGCUACACAAAUUCCUCAGCGUACCUUUCCUCAGGCUACAGAAGACAAGUUUGUUGGAACAAUUGCAAAGGAACCAGAAGGACAUGGAAGAGAUUGAGAAAGAACUUGAUGAUUUCCAGCAGAAUUCAGAAGAGUCACACUACAACCUGUUUGUGGAUCGGCUGGCCAACAAGCGGCGACAGAGCACGGGCCAACAGGAGACCAGACCGAACAACGAGCGCUCGCCGAGCAUUGUGCUCGGUGCAGGCAAGCCUAUUGUCCCGCCUAGCGUCAAUCCACUCCUAGCACAAUCAUUGAACCCUAUGGGGAUCAAGGCACAGUACAGUAAUGAGAAUCAACAGGUGAAACAGAGCCAGUUUGUGAACCCUGAACUGUUGAAACCGAAGCAUUCAGUCAGUAUGGACAUGACGCCUUCCAAAAUGCCGCAAGACAGUGGUCAGAGUACGCCGACGGGCGCUAACGUGUCGGCGUCAUCUGGUGGCUUGGACGAAUUCUAUGCCGGAACGUUGGACAGCAGCUUCUUGGAAGAUCUGACGCCACUGUCAACUUCUAAUCAGGAAGUUACCUACGAUAGUGACAGUGACGAUGGCAACACAACAAAUCCAAUGGUCACAUUUGACGAGGAUGACCUAGACGUGGAUGUGAGCCCCACAGUGGACUCGUCACUAACAAUGCAACACAAUGAGCUCAUUUCCCGGUCUAACAAUGAGGAUAGUCUCCGAGACCAGUUUAUGACACACGUGUCAAUAAGCAAGGAUAGCAUGAAGUCUGAGAGCAGCGAUAUUGGCACGUUGUCCAUACUGAGCAGUGAGCAUCAUAGCCAAUUGACUUUGGACAACGAUUUUCCGCUUUGGGCUGGCGAUUCUAGCGCUCGGAGGUCGCCAGAAGGAGGGGAAGAUCCUGAUAAUACGAAAGAAUCCGAUGACAAGGUAAAAAAGCACAAGAAAAAGAAAUCUAAAAGUAAAGAGAAAGGCGACGGGGACGACGCAACGGACCACAAGGAAAAGAAACACAAACAUAGGAAGUCAAAAAGUGAUAAACGCAGUAAGAAUCCACAACAAGACCUAUUGGCUCCUACUACUGGCACAGAGUUCAAUUACGAAGAAUAUGAUAGCAUUUAACUCAAUUGGAGCCUGAGCGAAAUAUAGACAAAUGUAUUGGCAACGAGAAAAUUGGCUUUCGUAACUAUGAAAAUAAUAAAUGAACCCGGACGCACAUUUUAUUCUGUGAAAAUAGUAAAAGAUGAGCUAUUGUUUCACACAUUGUAAAUUUUGUAAUGAUUUUGAUUACACCAAUGAUCGGCAGAGGGCGUAAUCAUUCUUCUCGUUGCCAACGAGGCGAGUCUUUGGAAUCGAUUUAUAAUAAUAAUCUUCGCAAUGCAAUUUUCGUGUAAGCUUUGUUAUUAUUGUAAUGUGGUUAUUGUUGUUGUGAUAUAUAACGAACAAGCUAUUUAUGUGGCAGGAAGAUUGCCUAGCCUGCUAUGUUGAUUAUUGAUGAGGGAAGUAUUUUGUUUCACUAAACUGUUGUUGAGCUGUCUUGUACUAGAAUCCCGACUCUUUUCUGAACAUGUCGCUUCAACUACGCCUGGCGUAAGUUUGGCGUCUAUUCGUCUACUUUAAGACGUCUCGUAAAUAUUUAUGUCAUUACCUUUAAAUUUAAAACCUUUAGCUCCGACAUAGUUCAAUUCAUAAAGACUGGUCAUAGUUAUAACGGACUUCUGAGGAGCGCACCCAGCACAAUAGAUUUUUGGCGCUCUAUAAAAUUGUAUGUAAUUUUCAUGCAACGAAUUACAUCAAGCGCUGCCAUCCAUCCAUAAUUAUUCUGAUCAAAAUAAAGAGAAGCAAUAUAGGUACAUUAUGUUGAUAAUGUGAUCCAAAUAUCAAGCAACAAUUAUCUUUAUACACUUCUCAUCAAAAAAAUCGAAACACCUUGCAAGUUUACGUUUUGUCAGGAUUAUUAGAAAAAUGUGUACAUUUAGGAAUAAAUGUUAAAUGUCGUUUAAUAGUGAGUAAUAUGAGCUUAUCAAAUCUUAAUGUUAAUGUUCUAAAUUUAAAUGAAUUUUUCAUAGGUUUCGUAUUUUGUUAAAUGAGUCAUUUUUAUUCCGUAUGGAGUAUAAAGGAAAUGGAUAAAACAACACACGUAAAUGAAAAAAAAAGCUAAAAAACGUUUAUUUAAUAACUUGUAUUCCCUCCCCGAGCUCUAAUUACUGCUUCCAUACGGUUCUUCAUCGAUCGGAUGAGAGUCACGAUCACAUGCUGUGGUAUAUUGUCCCAUUCCUCUUGGAUUGCAUCUUGCAGCUGGCUAAGUGUUUCUGGGGCAGGAUCUCUUGCUCGAAUUCGUCUCUUUAAUUCAUCCCACAGAUGUUCAAUGGGAUUCAUGUCCGGGCUUCUUGCUGGCCAUUCCAUAAUAGAGAUAUCGACUUCGUUAAGAUAAUCUCGUACGACGCCCGCGGUGUGAGCCCUAGCAUUGUCGUGCAUGAAUAUGAAGCCGUUGCCAAUAAAAUGUGCAUAGGGCAUCACAUGAGGCUCGAGACACUCUUCGACGUACCGAUGACAGUUUAGUGCAGGCAGACGUGGCCCAGACACGAAAGCAAGCUCUGUCUUACCGUCGGCGCUGAUUCCUCCCCAAACCGUCCACGAACCGCCACCAUAGCUGACCUUUUCUUCAAUGCAGCAUUGUGCAUAGCGUUCUCCGUCUCUUCUGUAGACCUUGUUCCUUCCGUCGUUACCAUACAGCAUAAUUUUACACUCAUCAGAAAAGAGAACUUUGCUCCACUGUAGGUAUGACCAAUUUAGGUGCUCACGUGCAAAGUUAAGGCGCGCUCUUCGAUGGUCUGCAGUUAAUUUCGGCCCAUUUGCUGGCUUAUGCGGUACCAGUCCACGAUCCUUCAACCUUCUUCUAAUUGUAGAGUCACUUACAGCCACCCUUCGUACAACACGAAGCCGCUGCUGCAGUUGAAAAGCGUUAAGGCGUCGAUUUCUUAAAGAAGUUGUUACAAUAAAUCGAUCAUCUCGCUCAGAAGUGACCCGAUUCCUGCCAGAUCCUGAACGGCGCGUGAACAAACCAGUCUCCCGAUAACGUUUAUAGACUCUAUGAACAGAUGACAGGCUUAGAUGCAGUCUUGCAGCCACAACACGUUGACUAAGGCCAGAAUCCAGCAAUGCCACAACUUGGGCGGCUUCUGUGGGCGAAGUAUCCAUACGUUUUAGAAAAAAAACCUUUUUUCAGACGUCCCAAAGUCACAGUAUUGAAAUAAAAAACAAAAAGUUUAAGGAUAGGCGCCAAUUUUUAGUUUUUAAACGCUAAAUGUACUCCAACCCUAAACACACAUUUGUCUCAAAACAGUGAUUCAUUUCGUUUAUAAGAUAAACAAAUGAAAUUCUAAUUUUGAAUUUAGAAUUUUCGCUUAUUACUGUAAUGGCCAAACUGCCAGCUAUACAUUUAUGUAUUUUUUUUCAUCGUAUGAAUUCUUUUUUGUGUUAAAUUCGGACAGAAACAAUGAAAACGGAAGUGUUUCGAUUUUUUUGAUGAGAAGUGUAUAAUUAUGCUUCUGCCAUUACAUUGUAUUUUUGAAUACUUAUGUACCAGUGUAAUGAGAAAAUAGACAACUAUCCUGUUAAAUCUCGGACAGCUCCAUCUAUAUUAUUUUGGGGAACGUAGCCUGGAAAGUCUCUCAUUCCGCGCUACUGAGUGCUCUCAGACGCCAGUUAUAACUAUUCCGAUAUUGGACCUUACAAAAUGUAGUCAAUAAAAAGAUAUGAAAUUGUGUCUCCCAGUUUUCGAAGCCUACUUAAUUAGCAUUUGCUAAUUGUAUGAAAUUCUGUGAGAUGUUUUGUGUAUUGAGAUUUGUACGAAUUUUAUUUUACGAGGGUAGUUACAUCUAUCACAUGCGGAUUGACAUUCCACAGUCUCAAAGCCAAUGGAUUUCAUUGACUAAUUGUAUGAUGUAACACUUCAGUUGAUUGCUCGGGUAUGCCUAGCGUGAUUUCUUUCAAUUUUGUUCGUCAACAAAUACUGACGACAAAUACUGAAGAGACAAAUAGAGACGAUAUCGAAUGGUACUACCCUAAAAUAAUUACCAGUAUUUACGUGAACAUUCCUUGUUAUUUUUUUGAUUUAUAUAAAGUAAAAAUGUUAACACGAUUGUGAUGUAGUAAUUCUUUUCGCUUUGUUCUAAUCUUCUCAGAUCUGAAUAAUUUAUUUCUUACUUUGGCCUGUGCUUCUAUGUAUACUAAUAACUAAUUGAAUUUAUUGCGAGUAAGCUCCAUAUCCCUUUCGGUUGAUUGAGGGGAUGGCUGUGUUCAGCAACAAGACGUAUACCCUAUUUAUGUUAUACGUAUGUUAAUCUUAAUGCGCGACUGGCUCUUACAAUUUUCAAUUCUUAUAAUAAACUUAUGCCCAAGUAGUUUUUUAUAUAAAGUAUGCAAAUGUUAUACAUUGACCUAUAGGUAUUGUUUAUGCUUGUUGUUGUAUAAUAAAAUAUUUUUAUCCAAACGAGAGCAA